AUGAAGAAAGUCAACUUUGUGUCUGCUGAGGAGAUGGAACCAGUCCAAGAAGGGGAGGAUACACAAUUUGCUGAGGUGUGCUACAUGAGCAAUGGGCAAGGAGGUUACAACAAAGGAUACUAUAACUACAAGUCCAACCCUGCCAUGUCAUACCGCAACACUGAUGUUGCUAACCCUCAGGACCAAGUCUAUCCUCAACAACAAGCAGCUCGAUCGAGUCAAGGUGCCACAACAUGGCAACUACUUCAAGGGCAAGCUGAUGGGGUAGUGGACACAAGCAAGAAGCUAGCUGAAAUAAACUCUAAGAUCGAGAACCUCAACACAAGGGUUUACUCUCUGGAGAAUCAUGCUUCUUCUGUUGCUGCUGCUACAAAGCAAGGACAACUACCUGGUAAAGCUAUUCAGAACCCCAAGGAACAGUGCAAGAGAUUGUUGCUGCUGAGGCUCCUGGAGUCCAGAUUGAUCAACCAGAAGUGCAGGCACCUACUGUGGCCAUUCACACUUCACCAGUUGAGCUCGCACGACAAGCUCGAUCGGCAGCUCGAUCGAGUCAACUCUAGCUCGAUCGAGUCCGACCUCUUCUGUCCGAAGCCUGUUUUGCUUGAUCCUUACCAACCGGUUGCCACUUCCUCGUCUCGCCUACUUAGUCAAGGUCACAAGGAAGUGAUUCACAAGUUCAGAAGAGAUCUCAGUGGGAUUGGAAUUGAGUUGCCUCCUAUGGAUAGCAUGAGUGAGGCAUUUGAUCAAAUGCAAAUGGUCAAGGAUGUUCUAGCCAACAGUGAUAAAGUUUCAGAGGUCCUACAAGAGUCUACUCAUCAGUUCAACCUGCUUACUUCACCCACCUUCCUACCAAAGGUCAAGGAUCAAGGGAAAUUCACUCUCCCUUGCACACUUGGGCAUCUUGAGAUUGACAAUGCCUUAGUGGAUUCUGGAGCAAGCAUCAAUCUGAUCUCUCUCUCCAUGGCAGAGAAGCUAGGCAUUGCUGGAGCCUUGCAGCGCCCUACUACUUCAAUCAUGUUUGGAGAUGCAACUUCUAAGUCUCCUCUUGGAGUGUUCAAGAACUAUCACUUGAAAAUUGGAGAAUGCAUCAUCCAAACUGAUCUCACUGUGAUGGAAAUGGAAGAAGAGAAGGAUUUACCUCUGUUAUUGGGAACCCCUUUCCUUAGUACAGUUGGCGCUUCAAUAGACUUUCACAAGCAAGAAGUGAUCCUUCACAAGGUUGUGAAGGAAAGGGUUGACAAAGAACCAAGAGUUGGGAAGGAUAAGGAUGAGAGAGGACCAAGGAUUGAGAAGCCACGUCUUGAGAGGGCUAGAGUUGAGAAACCACGAUCUGAUAGGCCACGAGCUGAUGACUUGUUCAAGCCCCUUGUGUGCUUGAUGAAGAGAGCCUUCAAGCUUUGUUUGAUGAGCCACUAG
Microthlaspi erraticum is the source of this 1416-nucleotide messenger RNA. The record is from the annotation of a GenBank genome assembly. Lineage: Eukaryota; Viridiplantae; Streptophyta; Magnoliopsida; Brassicales; Brassicaceae.